This is a messenger RNA of Penicillium coprophilum, 1044 nucleotides long. RefSeq names its product class I SAM-dependent methyltransferase. The transcript has 11 exons. The record is from RefSeq and is a predicted model, not a curated record. Gene Ontology annotation, molecular function: methyltransferase activity. The annotation marks the transcript as partial. Lineage: Eukaryota; Fungi; Ascomycota; Eurotiomycetes; Eurotiales; Aspergillaceae.
AUGGCGAAAAAAUUGGAUAUCGCGGUGGAUCCGGAUUUCUACUCUAUGGUCAAUGACUAUGGAAUAGAUCCGCAGGACAUUCACUCGGAUACUACCUCGAUCGCAUCCUCGAUCGCGCGAGGACGACUGGAAAAUGGCCGAAGAUACCAGGCCAUUAAAGAAGAUGACUACUGGGGUCCUUCUGAUGAGCAGCAAUUCGAGGCGUUUGAGAUUGGUCAUAUGGUGUUUCUCGUGCUAGAUCACAAUCGGCCAAAUCCUCUGUUUCGCGCUCCUAUCGGCAAUUCACCCAAGAAUAUUCUAGACAUCGGAACCGGUCAGGGGAGUUGGGCAAUUGACGUUGCCGAUCGAUUUCCGCUAACUACCGUCCGCGGAGUGGACAUCUUUCCUCCACCUGUAUCAUGGAUGCCCCCGAACUGCAUCUUCGAGGUGGAUGAUGUGCUCCGUGAGUGGACCUGGAGAGAGCCGUUUGACUUCAUUCAUAUGCGUCUAAUGUAUGGCGCAUUCCCUCCCGAGGGAUGGGAGAAGCUAUACAAACAGGCCUACGAUGCUCUAGAGCCUGGUGGUUGGAUCGAACAAAUGGAAUUAGACGUGCGAGUCUACAGCGAUGAUGGUACCUUGAAGAAAGAACAUCAGCUACAUGGAUGGGGUGACAUGUUCAUUAAAUGCUCCGAGCAAGCUGGACGGUCACUCAGAACUCAUGAAACGAUGCGCAGCGCGAUCGAGAAAGCUGGAUUCAUUGAUGUGCAUGAGGAAAAGUAUAAGAUUCCCCUGGGACCUUGGGCUAGAGAUCCCAUACUCAAGGAGGCUGGACAUCUUCAGUGGGCCCAUUGGAACGCCGCGCUAGAAGGUUGGGCGAUGUGGCUUCUCACUCACUUUGGGGAGCCAGAGCCGUGGACAAAGGCCGAGGUUGAGGUAUUUCUGGCUAAAGUGCGCACAGAGCUGAAUAACCCGCAUAUUCACGCUUAUGAACCUGCAAACCGCGUGUGGGCAAGAAAACCUACUGUGGAGGAAUUGCAAGCGAAAGCGAAUAUCAAGAUUGAGACA